Molecule: messenger RNA, 4616 nt
Organism: Dicentrarchus labrax (European seabass)
Lineage: Eukaryota; Metazoa; Chordata; Actinopteri; Moronidae
Product: protocadherin alpha-C2-like
Exons: 1
Coding region: 2187-4616 (809 amino acids)
Biological process (GO): homophilic cell-cell adhesion
Cellular component (GO): plasma membrane
Molecular function (GO): calcium ion binding
Source: RefSeq, a predicted model, not a curated record
AAAAUACCAAUUAAAUAUCUGAUUGACAAAGAUAUUCCCCAAGCACAUCCAUCAAAAAUAGCCAUACAUAAAUGUGGGAAUCAUAGAAUGUCUUAACAGUUCCCGUUUGGUCCUUGCAAAAUUGAAGAUUCUGACUUCAUAUUCUUUUCCGGACCUACACUUUAAGUAUGUGUACGCCAUAGAUACCAAACUCUUAAAACUACCAUCUUCAUACAGGCAGCAAAGUUUACAUCCAGAUCUCAUUUAAAUUUCAACACCAUCCAUGGUAACACUUUUUUGUGAGGGUACAUGAAUUAUCAUGACUUCAUACAUGGCUUCAUGUAUGAAAAAGGGUGAAUUCAUACAUGUUAUACUUCAUGAACUGCCAGGAAAAUGAACAGUAUUCCAUGAAAUAACAAUAUGUUGAUUAAUACAACGACUAAGUUAAUUCAAUCAUUAUGAUUUCUGAUUGAUCAAUUAUUUUAAUAUCUUCUCCACAUGCAAGUCUAUAAAACUGACCAGUUACAGCAGUGCAUGUGUAUUUUAUUGUAUUUGAAGUGCUGUAAUCAAGAUUAACUGAGAAGCAAUCUUUCAUUACCUCAUCAUGUCUGUGGCCCUCAAUUAAAGUGGUGACCUGGUCUGUCUUCGAGACUGAUCAACAAUGUAUGAUUCAUUUAUUAUUAUUAUUAUUAUUAUUAUUAUUAUUAUUAUUAUUAUUAUUAUUAUUAUUAUUACUACAACAACAACAAAUUAUUUGACAAUAAAUUGCAGGGGUACAUACAUUCCAACUGAGGAAAAAAAAAAAAUUUAAUACAUUUAACUUAAUAUUCUACUUUUGGGCAUUUUACCCAGGCAUUACUGUUGAAGUGACCUUUUACUUCUUUGUGAAUAAAGCAAAUAUAGAAAGAUCUUAUACUUCUGAUCUAUUGUACAUUUUGUGCAAAUUCAGUGACCUUAGUAUCAUUUUCCCAAACCAAUCCAUUACUGCUUAAUAACUUUACUUUUAUGGCACCAUUAAUAUGUUAUUCAUCAGUUUUAAAGACGAGCCAGGUCAGCACUUUAUUUGAAGUUACAUAAACAUGAUGAAGUCAUGGAAAAGUAAUACUUAGGUAAUCAUGAUUACAACACUUGGAAUUCAACAGAAUGCAUAUGCACUACUGUGAUUAGUCCGUUUUUUUGGCCUGUCUCUUUAACUGCAGACCUACCUAUUAAGGAUAAAUUAAUAUCUUAUUAGCUCAGAAAUAAUGAUUCUUGAAAAUAAGGUAUUUUUUUUUGCAUUAAGUCACUCAUGAGAUACUGUUCAUUCUUAUACAUUCCUGAUAGUUAAUGAAGUCUGAAUUCAUUCUUUUCCAUGCAUGAAGUCAUGAUAAUUUAUGUACCCUUACAAUAAAGUGCUACCUAACUCCUUAAUUCUUCUAACAUUAGAUACAUCACUGCAUAUUUGCAAUUCAUGCCCCUUCCAUAAAUCUGUUCUUCUCUCACACGGUAGGUAGGCAAAGCUUAAAUUCGAUACUGCAUAGGUCAUGAGUCAACUGUGUGCUGCAUGUGCUUACAUAACUCACGCGAAAAUCGAUUAGAAUAAAGCCCUACGCGUGAUAACUAACCUUCUUCUUUUUAAAAAAAAAUUGCUUACCAUUUUGGAAUGGUUUUACGCACACAAAUCGGCGCGUAAAAGUCAAACACAUCAUGUAUUUGCAAUGAUAGAAUAGUAUGUAGAAUGUGUGAAAUUAAAAUAUAACUGAAUAAUAUUUAAUUUAAAUACUUUUAAAAACAAUACAAAUAAAUAAAUAAAACUUGGAGCUGUUGCCCGAAAACAACUUGAAAACUUGAGAUCAUAAACCAGUAAAAAACAGGCCAAAUGUAUGAUUUUAAUUUUACCUUAAACUAAAUUUCAAAUUUAACUCACUAUUUAUCUUUGUCUAACGAAACCUUGACACCACCGAUAUUUUACAAUGUGCUACGGUCCCUGAAGGACUAUUCACGUCGCUGCUCUCCACAAAAACGUACUCACUGGUGAAGUCAUCGUUCUCCCGUUAAUUCAUUGGACGCUGGGCGGGCAGACAUAUUCAACGCAAACCUCUGCUGAUACCAGCAUAAAGAAACGUUUUCUUUUAAGACCGUCGACUUUGAUCAUUGAAUAAAAGGACGGUUUCUCUUUUUUUCUGCUACAACAUUACAUUCAAAGGCUUUAAAUACGGAUUCUAUUAAUGGCUCGUCAACUUCGACAGUAUUCCCGGAGAGGGUACGUUUCAAUAUUUCUCUUUCUUUCUGCCAUCAUGAACACGGCAUACACCGUCACCCAUUAUUCUGUUCCCGAAGAAAUGGAGGAAGGAUCUGUUGUUGCAAAUUUAGCAACUGAUUUGGGAUUAGACGUGAAGACUCUGAAUAAAAGGAAAAUGCGCAUCGACGUUGUGGGCAAUAAGAAAUAUCUUGAUAUCAACAAAGACACAGGAGAGCUGUUCAUUUUGGAAAAGAUAGACAGAGAGUUUUUAUGCCCUUUGAAGACUACAUCGUGCUUUCUCCGAUUAGACGCUACGAUUGAAAAUCCAAUACGAAUGUUUAAUAUUGAGGUGGAAAUAACGGAUAUUAACGACAACGCUCCCCAUUUUCGACGAGGAACGAUGUAUUUGGACAUCUCUGAAUCAAGCCCCGUUGGAGAAAGAUUCUCAUUGAAUAAUGCUGCAGACCCAGAUGUUGGAACAAAUUCUGUGAAAAAUUACCACCUGAGCUCAAGUGAACAUUUCUCUAUUGAAAUUCAGACCGGAAGAGACGGAACAAAGUUUGCAGAUUUGAUUUUAAAGAAAGCUCUAGACAGAGAGCAGCAGGCUGUUCAUAAUCUAAUACUGACUGCAGUGGACGGCGGAGUGCCCACGCGCACAGGUACAGCCAGCAUCGUUGUUCGCGUGCUUGAUGUGAACGACAACGCCCCUUCAUUUAAUGAAGACAAAUAUGUCGUAGAUGUGAUGGAAAAUUCCCCGAUUGGCAGUCUAGUAAUCAAACUAAACGCCACAGAUUCAGAUGAAGGGUCUAAUUCUGAUAUUGUUUAUUCAUAUAGUUUGUAUACAUCAGAGAGAACGCAACAGGUGUUUAAUCUGAAUCCAGAAAAUGGUGAAAUUAGAGUGAAAGAGAUGAUAAAUUAUGAGGAUAUUAAGCUUUUUGAAAUGGAAGUUAUUGCAAGUGAUAAGGGGCCUAACUCCUUAUCUGGACAGUGUAAACUCACAAUACAGGUGACAGAUAUGAAUGACAAUCAUCCAGAAAUAUCAAUUAAAUCAUUUCAAAGUCCGAUUAAAGAAAAUGAACCAAUAGACACAGUGAUAGCAGUAGUAAGUGUCAGUGACAAAGACUCAGGAGACAAUGGAGUGGUUGAUCUUCAUAUUCCAGAUAAUAUGCCUUUCAAACUGAGGGAAUCCUCUGAUAACUAUUAUGAAUUAAUAGUGUCAGAGCCUUUAGACCGUGAGAAGGUCCCAGAAUAUGACAUCACGUUCACUGUUACAGACAGAGGUUCUCCUCCUUUAUCUGACAAUGAAACUAUGACGUUAGAACUGCUGGAUGUUAAUGACAAUGUUCCACAGUUCCCACUGUCAUUUUAUACUAUACGUGUGAUGGAGAAUAACGCACCUGGGGCCUUGCUCAGUUCCCUGACUGCGUUUGACCCUGACCUCCAUGAAAACCAGUAUCUAGUUUAUUUCAUCCUAGAGAAGGAGAUAGCCAACACCUCCAUGUCCAUGCUGUUCUCCAUCAAUCCAGAGAACGGUAAUCUUUACGCACUGAAAACGUUUGACUAUGAGAUUGAGAAGGAGUUUCUUUUCCACAUCGAGGCCAGAGACUCUGGCUCUCCUCCACUCAGCAGUAACGUGACGGUCCACAUCAUCAUAGUGGAUCAGAACGACAACGCUCCAGUUAUUGUCUCUCCGUGGCGCGCACACGGCUCUUUGGUGGAGGAAAAGAUCCCCAGAUCCACAGAUAAAGGCUCUCUUGUUUCCAAGGUGAUAGCCUUAGACACCGACUCGGUGCACAACUCUCGGAUUACCUACCAGUUUCUCCAGGUGACUGACGCCACUUUGUUCAGUCUGGACCAAUACAACGGAGAGAUCCGGACUAUGAGGAUGUUCAGUUACAGAGAUCCGCGUCACCAGCGACUGGUUGUUAUUGCCAAGGACAACGGGGACCCUGCUCUCUCUGCCACAGUCACCAUCAAGCUGUCCACAGUGGAGACUGCUGUUAAGGCCUACUCUGACAUGACUGAGGUGCCUCUAGAAUACGACAUCUUUUCAGACCUGAACCUGUAUUUGGUCAUCGGUCUGGGCUCGGUGUCAUUUCUCCUGCUGAUCACCAUAUUGGUCACCAUCGUGCUCAAGUGUCAGAAACCCAAACCCAGCAAGGCGGCUCCUCCCUGCAGGAACAGUGUGAUCAGUGAGAGGAACUCCACAAUCGCAGACUCCACUCUGGUCUCCAACGAUGCCUACUGGUACAGUCUGUUUCUAGCAGAGACCAGGAAAGGAAAGCUGGUGGUUAGACAGCCUGUGCCAAAGGGCUCCAGAUACAUCGUGUCCAGUAUACCAAGAGGCACAGGACUGACUGACACUAGUGACUCAGCAGCUUCCACCCUGCAGGUAUGGGACAAAACACCUAUUUAA